Messenger RNA from Zea mays, 1904 nucleotides. RefSeq lists its product as uncharacterized. The record is from RefSeq and is a predicted model, not a curated record. Gene Ontology annotation, biological process: photosynthesis. NCBI's taxonomy places the organism in Eukaryota, Viridiplantae, Streptophyta, Magnoliopsida, Poales, Poaceae. The coding region runs from base 176 to 661 and encodes 161 amino acids. The transcript is spliced from 3 exons.
ACACAGACCGCCCCACCGGGUCUAACCCGAGAAACCCGCGGCCAGCCCCCGCAGGCCCGGACCCUGGCCCCCGGCCCUGUUGUCAUCCUCCUGCGGCUCCCGCAUCUCUAGCUCUCACGUGCGCACCGCCUGCUCGACGCAAUUCCCCACUCGCCCACCAACCUUCCCGUCCCCGAUGGCGAUCAUGGCGGCCACCGCCACUGCCGUGGCUUCCCCCUCCAGCUCCACCUCGCCAGGUCCCCUCCAACCCAGCCCCCGCUUCCUCCCUCCCGUCUCCACGCCCGCUCGCUGCCAUCUCCUCCCCAAGCCGCGGCGGUGGUGCGCGCGCCUCCACAUCGAGCGUCGGGUGGCCGUCGGCAGCGACGUGUCUUCGUCCCAUGACGUGGCUGCCGAGGAGGCCGCUGCUGCGCCCAAGGUCGGGAAGCGCGUGCGCGUCACGGUGCCCGUCCGCGUCCACCACGUUGCCAAGGCGCCCGGCCUGGACCUGCGCGGCAUGGAGGGCGUCGUCAAGCAGUACAUCGGCGUUUGGAAGGGGAAGCGCAUCACGGCCAAUCUCCCAUUCAAGGUAGAGUUCGAGCUCAAGCUGGACGGCCAGGACAAGCCGGUCCGGUUCAUCACCCACCUCCGCGAGCAAGAGUUCGAGAUCCUCGGGGAGGAAUAGAGCUCUGGACUAGAGAAUAACGCGCUCUCAUCGGCGGCUGUGGCAUCUGUAUACUAUUGUGUCUGCGCUAAAGAAGAACGUGGUCGAGGGUGCGGGGAGAAUAGGAGAUUGCAACUUUGCUAACAGCUCGCUGGUGGGCACAGGUGUUUGGAUUUCAAAGCGUCAACAAAUGGGAAUAAGUUCUGAUCAGCUUCUGCUGCUUUCAGAGCCAUCAUUCCUGCACAAUUGGCAAAUGGUACUUGGACAGUUGAAAAUCCCAAAAACAUCACUAAUCCUUUCAUUGAGGGCUGGCGGAAUUCUAUGGCUGAUAUGGAGGACAUAUAUAGUUCUCUAUCAUUGAGGGAUGUCAAAAUGAAGAUGGUGAUAUGAGUGAAACAAAUUAUUCAACAAUUUAGAGCUACAACGGCCUAAGAACAUUCUCUGUUAGAGCUACUGGAGCAUCAACAUGUAGGAACAGUGACCAUCAGGUACUUAACCACUGAGGACCUUAUUCUGCUCCUACUUUAAACAUUUUCAUAAUUGUUACUUUUCUUGCAGUAAUAUAGUUUACUGAAAAUAAUUCUCUUGCUACAUUUGACCAAGGACUUUCUACAACUGGAAGAUACUAUUUCUCCAGGAGUUUCUUUCAAGUUGAAAACUUACGCAAAAUAUGCUAAUUGGAAGCCUUAUAAGUUACUCAUAACUUUUCAAGUCUUUUCCCUUACAUUGAUUUAAGCAUUUGCCUCUAGCAGUAUAUAUUGGAGCACUCUCUUAUGAACACUUGCUUGCUUACAUGUAAAAUUCCGCUGACUAGUCAUAUCUGGAGAAUCGAAAAAGUUAGUUACCUGUUGCGAACCUGAGCAGCUUUUUAGGGUCUUUUCCCUUUCUCAGUUUAAUAAUUUGUGUUUCGUCAAUAUGUCUGUGGAGAUAAUCUGGCUGUGAGAAGAAUCUGUGUAUUGUGGGGAUUAUGUGCGGAGGAAGAUGAAGUGGUCCAAAUGGUUCAGGAUCUAGAAAGCGAUGGAUUUCUACUAUCACGACGACUCGACCGAUUAUGUGUUCAUGUUGAUUUUCGACGGUUUUUACCAACGCGGUUCUUAUAGAAGUGGGCUGAAAAACUAGGGCAUUUGACAGUCUGCAACAACUUUUGGUGGCCAGAAGCCGAAAAAAAGCCCAAACAAACAUGGCCUUAGUAUCAGUGUUAUGCAAGAUUGAAGUUAAAUUCCUAAGUUUCAAUAUACUACUGUCUCAGUUGUGCAUUUCUAAA